Messenger RNA from Syngnathoides biaculeatus (alligator pipefish), 1182 nucleotides. It is a transcript of the gene mrgbp, whose product is annotated as MRG/MORF4L binding protein. Gene Ontology annotation, biological process: regulation of transcription by RNA polymerase II. The coding region runs from base 49 to 678 and encodes 209 amino acids. The record is from RefSeq and is a predicted model, not a curated record. The transcript is spliced from 5 exons. Lineage: Eukaryota; Metazoa; Chordata; Actinopteri; Syngnathiformes; Syngnathidae. Gene Ontology annotation, cellular component: NuA4 histone acetyltransferase complex; nucleus.
CAUCCGACCUCAGAAGCACGGUGUUGUCCCUUCGUGUAAGUCUGGACAAUGGGGGAGGCCGAUGUGACGCAGAACCAGUCCGACGAAAAACCGCCGGACACAGCCCUGGCACACGGCGAGGAGUCCGUUGUGUGGAGCCACGAGGUCGAGGUCUGCCUUUUCCACGCUAUGAUCGGACACAAGCCUGUCGGAGUAAACCGGCACUUCCACAUGAUCUGCAUCCGAGACAAGUUUAGUCAGAAUAUAGGCCGCCAGAUCUCUUCUUCAGUCAUUUGGGAUCAUCUGGGAAGCAUGUACGACAUGCAGGCACUGCACGAGUCUGAGAUCUUGCCCUUUCCCAACUCAGAGAAGAGUUUCUUUCUGCCUGAUUAUAUCAUCCAGGAAGUGAAGGAAGGCAAGGUGUUCUCAGAGGAGGAGCCAAAGGGGGACCCAGAACUGGAGCGAGAGCCGCCCGCUAUGUAUGAAGAAGGAAGUAACUCCUCUCUCAAGAUGUCAGAGCGGACGAGUAGCGGCCGUGACAAGGAGAAGGGUGGUGUCGAGGGGGUAACAGGAGGAGGAGCAGGAGCAGGUGGGGGUGGGAAGGAAGUAGAGAAGAGGAAGAGGAGUCGUGGCGCUGAGAAACUCCUGUCGACUUCCAACCCUGCAAGCCCCGGAGGAGCCAAGAGGAGACGCACAUGACCAUGCAACUGGUCCCAUGACAAAAAAAAAAAAAAAACAGCUGUCUCUCUUCAGGGCUUUUUUGCAACCGGAGGUCAACACCCAGUUGCUUGAAGUGUGAUCAGUUGACAUGAAGUUGAAGACCAGAAAGCUUCGAGCACAGGAAGUGGACAUUGUUUGCACCAGUACAUUAUUUUUGACGAUGUCCUGAUUUUCUCUAGCCAAAUUGUUGUGAGUAGCAUGCUAAAUAGCCUGCUAGUUGAGCUGUAGCAUUUGCUUCACGAUACUUUUUGUCGCAUUUUGAUUUAAGAAGAGAAUAUAUUCUACAACUCAUUUGCCUUUCAUUCAGUAGACAUAACACUAUUUUUCUAUUUGUAUACCAACCCAGUAUUCCCACUAAAAGCCAAAUUGUUUGACAGCUCUAAAGAUAUUCUGAAGGAACUAUCCUGGUUAUGGGGUAACUUGAAUCCUUUUUUGCAGUUAGACUGACAAUUGUAAUUUAAUAAACCAGUUCUAUGUCAACAA